Molecule: messenger RNA, 9822 nt
Organism: Oncorhynchus nerka (sockeye salmon)
Lineage: Eukaryota; Metazoa; Chordata; Actinopteri; Salmoniformes; Salmonidae
Product: serine/threonine-protein kinase MRCK alpha-like
Exons: 43
Coding region: 1054-6510 (1818 amino acids)
Biological process (GO): actomyosin structure organization; peptidyl-threonine phosphorylation
Cellular component (GO): cytoplasm; cytoskeleton; actomyosin
Molecular function (GO): ATP binding; protein serine/threonine kinase activity
Source: RefSeq, a predicted model, not a curated record
UCAGGGUACAUCAAUCUACCUCUGUGCCAGAUUUUGUGCUUUUAUCACAAUAUGCACGAUAGUGCCUAUUUCUUUCAGUUUCGCCACCUAGCUACAACGACCGCAGUUUCCAUUCACAAUAUUGUCCGCUAUCCUUCCAGUAUACCCUCGCGUCCUACAGGACAGCAGAUGCUGUGACGGCAGUGUGUGACGGUCGCCAUGAUGAGCUGGGGUUUUGCCUGCAGCAAGCUGUAGUUCGAGAACGGCAAGCGACCGACGUGGGAAGCAAGGGGGAAGGCGGUGUACUGGAUUGGUAUGAGCAAGAAUGCAGCUUUUUUCUUGACGGGAAAAAGCUCAACCCCUCAGAGAAACCGCAUUUUCGACGGAUACAGCAAUGGACAUAUAUUCGAACCAUAGUUUUAAACUGUGAAGAGGGCCAGGCAGUUGAUUUUAAAAUAAUUGAAUUUAAACGAAAAAACGAGCUAGUUAAGCCUUGCGCCCUUCCAUUCUCAGACUCAACAGAGGAGGGGCAUUGCAUUGAGGCUUUGUAGCAUUGCAGAUCUAGUGUUGAUGCAUUUUUUCCGCUGCAGUUUGGGAUAACCACAUAUCAACAUCUCAGGGGAUUGUUAUAACUGCAUUCUCACGGGUAAUAUUUUCACUGGGGGUAUUUUUGACAGGAGAAGACUGGAAAAAAUACGUAAGGAAAUACUACAAGCGGCUUUCAUUAGCCUACGUCAAAAUCUGCUGGCCAGGGCAGGGUCUGCGAUUGUGAGUUCUCCUUUGUGUUUUGGGGGAAUAGGAUAAAUAAAAUGAGGAAAUAUUACAUGGCUCACUCACCUCCGAUAUACUCUAUAUAUACCUUUGUGAGAGGUGGAUCAUGAUAGUUCUAUUUUAGCUCGCUAUUAGCUUGCUUGCCUCAAAGUUUUUAUUCAUUUUGCUACAAGGUGAGACCGAGACAAGCUAAGCGAACUUCUUCUGUUCGUCCCUGGUCAGCCGGAAUAUAAGGUUUAGCUAACUAUUUAAGUGAGUUAAUAUAAUUUCCUCUACCAGCAUCACCUGACUACAGUUUGAAUCAUGUCGGGAGAGGUCCGUUUGAAGAAACUGGAAAAGCUGAUCCUGGACGGCCCAGCUCAGUCAAAUGGCCAAUGCCUUAGCGUGGAAACGCUAUUGGAUAUCCUUAUCUGCCUUUAUGAUGAGUGCAACAACUCACCCCUCAGAAGGGAGAAAAACAUCUUGGAGUUUCUGGAUUGGGCCAAACCCUUCACCUCCAUGGUCAAACAGCUGCGCCUACACAAGGAGGACUUUGAGAUCCUCAAGGUGAUUGGACGAGGAGCCUUUGGAGAGGUUGCUGUGGUUAAGGUGAAGAAUGCAGACAAGGUGUUCGCCAUGAAGAUCCUCAAUAAGUGGGAGAUGCUGAAGAGAGCUGAGACGGCGUGUUUCCGGGAGGAGCGGGACGUGCUGGUGAACGGGGACAGCCAGUGGAUCACCACCCUGCACUACGCCUUCCAGGACGACAACUUCCUCUACCUGGUGAUGGAUUAUUAUGUGGGUGGGGACCUUCUCACCCUGCUUAGUAAGUUUGAAGACAGGUUGCCGGAGGACAUGGCAAGAUUCUACCUGGCUGAGAUGGUGCUGGCCAUCGACUCAGUGCACCAACUGCAUUACGUCCACAGGGACAUCAAGCCAGACAACAUCUUGAUGGACAUGAACGGUCACAUUCGCCUGGCUGACUUUGGUUCCUGCCUCAAACUCAUGGAGGACGGCACGGUCCAGUCGUCAGUUGCCGUGGGGACCCCGGACUACAUCUCUCCGGAGAUCCUGCAGGCGAUGGAGGAUGGGAAGGGGAAGUACGGUCCAGAGUGUGACUGGUGGUCCCUGGGGGUCUGCAUGUACGAGAUGCUGUACGGGGAAACCCCCUUCUACGCCGAGUCACUAGUGGAGACCUACGGCAAGAUCAUGAACCACAAGGAGCGUUUCCAGUUCCCCCUGCAGAUGACCGACGUGUCCGAAGACGCCAAGGACCUGAUCCGACGCCUCGUCUGCAGCCGGGAGCACCGCCUGGGCCAGAACGGCAUCGACGACUUCAAAUCUCACCCCUUCUUCUCUGGCAUUGACUGGGACAACAUCCGUACGUGCGAGGCCCCCUACAUCCCAGAGGUCAGCAGCCCCACAGACACCUCUAACUUUGACGUGGACGACGACUGUCUCAAGAACUCAGAGACGAUGCCCCCUCCCUCACACACGGCCUUCUCUGGACACCACCUGCCCUUCGUAGGUUUCACCUACACCAGUAAAUGUACCCAUUUGUCUGACCGGGGCUGUCUGAGGGAGGCAGGUGGUAGCAGUCAGACACAGAUGGAUGGAUGUGUCCAGCGCAGUCUGGAGGAACAGUCUGGCCAGUUAGAAGGCCUACGAGAGGAGGACACGAUCAGGAACCUGGAGAAACAGAUGAAGACUCAGCUCAGGCGACCUGCACAAAAGUCCACCCAGACAGUCCAGGCCCUGCAGCACGCGUCAGGAGAAGGACCAGCACCCGUCCCCUCUAACAAGGAGGUGGAGAUCAGGAGUCUGAAGACUGAGAUUGACAUACUCAAGAAAAAGAUUGCAGACUCAGGUCAACAGGAACAUGAGUUAGAAGAAGCUUCAUCAGUCCGUAGAGAGAUGGAGGAUUCAUGUAAACACAUCAGGAACCUGGAGAAACAGAUGAAGAGUCUCAACCUGGAGAAGGACGACCUGCACAAGGACUUAAUGGAGGCCAGCGGCAAGAUGAAGAGUCAGUCUAAGGAGUUGAAAGAGGCCCACAGCCAGAGGAAGCUGGCCAUGCAGGAGUUCUCCGAGCUCAACGAGCGUCUGACUGACCUCAGAUCAGCCAAGCAGCGCCUGGGCCGUCAGCUCCGGGACAAGGAGGAGGAGAUGGAGGGUUGGUCCCAGAAGGUGGAGGCUCUACGGCUGGAGGUGCGCAAGGCCGAGAGGGCCAAGAAGGAGAUGGAGUCCCAGUCUGAGGAGCAGACAGCUGAUGCUCAGAAGGAGAGGAAACUAAGAGAACGCUCCGAGCAGUACAGCAGACUGCUAGAGGAGGAGCUGGAUGGACUCAAGAAGCAGGUGGAGCCAUCAGCCUCGGUGGUGGGCUCGGACCAGAGCCAGGAGGUGGGGAAGCUGCGGGCCGACCUGGAGAAGAAGACUGGGUUCUACGAGGAGGAGCUGAGCAGGAGGGAGGCGCAGCACGCCAACGAACUCAAGGUCCUCCGCAAGGAGCUCCGCGACGCUGAGGGACAGCAGCUCACCCUGCAGAAAGAGAUCCUGGUCCUCAAAGACAAACUGGAGAAGACACGCAGGGAGAGCCAAAGCGAGCGGGAGGAGUUUGAGAUGGAGUAUAAGCAGAAGUAUGAGCGGGAGAGAGUCAUUCUGACCGAGGAGAACAGGAAACUCUCCAACGAACUGGACAAGCUGACGCCUAUGUUUGAGAAGCUGAGCAUUAGCAACAGACAGCUGGAGGAGGAGAUGAGGGAACUGGCUGACAAGAAGGAGAGUGCUGCUCACUGGGAGGCCCAGAUCACUGAGAUUAUCCAGUGGGUGAGCGAUGAGAAGGAUACGCGAGGCUAUCUCCAGGCUCUGGCCAGUAAGAUGACUGAAGAACUGGAGGGACUGAGGAACACCAGCCUGGGAGCCAGGGCUACGGACAUGCCGUGGAAGGUGCGGAGGUUUGCUAAGCUGGACAUGUCAGCCCGUCUGGAGCUGCAGUCUGCACUGGAUGCUGAGAUCAGAGCCAAACAGACCAUCCAAGACGAACUGAACAAAGUUAAGGCCUCCAACAUCUCCACUGAGUGUAAACUGCAGGAGUCGGAGACUAAGAACCAGGACCUGCUGGCUGAGAUGGAGAGGCUGAAGAAGGAUACAGAGGAGUUCCGCCUGCGUAGGGGUGUGAAACACCAGGACUCCCAGAACUCUUUCUUGGCCUUCCUCAACGCCCCCACCUCAGCCCUGGACCAGUUCGAUGACUCUUUCUCCUCAUCCUCAUCCUCUUUAAUUGAGUUUUGGGAAGACCGCUCUCCAUCAGUUGGGCCAACUAGCAAAGGCAGACGUGUGGACUCUGUGGAUAACUUCACUCCCUCCAACACCCCAUCCAGGGACGAGGACUCCAAAAAGUCUCGCUCACGGUCGCCCUCCAUGGCCAGCGACGUAGAGCCCAUUGAGUUGAUAGACCCACGAACAGUCCAGACCCCCACCAUGCGACCAGGAGGCUAUGGUAGUAUCGGCCGCUCAUCACCCAAGCCCAAAGCCCACCAGUUUGUGGUGAAGUCCUUCAGUGCUCCCACCAAGUGUAACCAGUGCACCUCUCUGAUGGUGGGACUCAUUCGCCAGGGCUGCACCUGUGAAGUGUGUAACUUCUCGUGCCACGUGACGUGUGCUGACAAGGCUCCAGCGGUGUGCCCCGUGCCACACGACCAGACCAGGGGGCCGCUGGGCAUCGACCCUCAGAGGGGCAUUGGCACCGCCUACGAAGGACACGUCAGAGUGCCCAAGCCCACAGGGGUGAAGAAGGGUUGGCAGCGGGCGGUGGCCGUGGUGUGUGAUUUCAAGCUCUUCCUGUACGAGCUGGGAGAGGGCAAGACCACAACGCCCAGUGUGGUCGUCAGUCAGGUCAUAGACAUGAGGGAUGAGGAGUUUUCAGUCAGCUCUGUUCUGGCGUCGGACGUCAUUCAUGCCAGUCGCAAGGACAUCCCAUGUAUAUUCAGGGUGACGGCAUCCCAGCUCUCCCCCUCCUCCAGUCAUAAGCCUUCCAUCCUGAUCCUGGCCGACAGCGACCACGAGAGGAACAAGUGGGUGGGACUUCUCAACGAGCUGCAGCGCAUCCUCAAGAAGAACAAGCUGAAGGAGCGCUUUGUCUACGUGCCCAAAGAGGCCUACGACAGCACGCUGCCGCUCAUCAAGACCACGCAGUCCGCCGCUAUUAUAGAUCACGAGCGUGUUGCCCUGGGCAAUGAGGAAGGCCUUUAUGUCAUCCAUGUCACCAAAGAUGAGAUCAUCCGUGUUGGGGACAAUAAGAAGGUCCAUCACAUUGACCUGGUCCCCCAGGAGCAGCUCCUAGCGGUCAUCUCCGGCCGUAACCGCCACGUCCGUCUCUUCCCCAUGGCCGCGCUGGACGGACGGGAGAUGGACUCCUACAAGCUGGCCGAGACCAAGGGCUGCACGGCGCUGGUGUCCGGCUCCGUCAGAAACAACUCCUUCACCUGUCUGUGUGUGGCCAUGAAGAGACAGGUCAUCUGUUACGAGGUGAACAAGAGCAAGGCACGUCACCGCCGACUGCAGGAGCUCCAAACCCCAGGUCCCGUCCAGUGGAUGGGUCUCCUGAGCGAACGGCUGUGUGUGGGCUACCAGGCUGGCUUCACGCGCUACAGCAUCCACGGGGACUGUGCCCCGGUCACCCUGUUGCACCCUGAGGACCACACCCUAGCCUUCAUAUCCCAGCAGGCCCUGGACGCGCUUUGUGCCGUGGAGAUCUCCUCCAAGGAACUACUGCUCUGCUUCUCAGCCAUAGGGGUCUACGUGGACUCGCAGGGCCGCCGCUCGCGCCAGCAGGAGUUGAUGUGGCCUGCCGUGCCCAACUCUGCCUGUUACAACGCCCCCUACCUGUCAGUGUACAGUGAGAAUGCUGUGGAUGUUUUUGAUGUCAACACCAUGGAGUGGAUUCAGACCAUACCAUUGAAGAAGGUGCGACCUCUGAACCCGGAUGGAUCCCUGAACCUCCUGGGUCUUGAGACUGUGAGGCUCAUCUACUUCAGAAACAAGACUGCAGAGGGUGACGAGUUGGUGGUUCCUGAGACGUCAGACAACAGCAGGAAGCAGAUGGUUCGCAGCAUGAACAACAAGAGACACUUCUCCUUCAGAGUCCCUGAGGAGGAGAGGAUGCAGCAGAGGAGGGAGAUGCUGAGAGACCCAGAGAUGAGGAACAAGCUGAUCUCCAACCCCACCAACUUCAACCACGUGGCCCACAUGGGACCUGGAGACGGCAUCCAGAUUCUCAAAGACCUGCCCAUGAACUUGCGUGUUCAGGAGAGUCGUGCUGCAGGCUUCAGUGGCUCCGUGUCCAUCCCCUCCAUCACUAAAAACAGAGCCGAGCCGGGACGGUCCAUGAGCGCCAGCAGUGGACUGGGCAUCCGUUCGUCAUCUCAGAACGGCAGUGCGUUGAGGAGAGAGCUCUCUGGGGGUAGCUACAGCUCUAAGCGCCAAACCAUGACCUCUCCCUCCGAGAGCUCCUUGUCCUCCGGAGGGGGUAUGGACGGCUGCAGCGACGCACCCCUCUCCCAAUUCGACAGAGAGUGGCAGGCGGUCUCACCAUCGGAGAAGACCCCUGAUCUGAAAAGGGCUUUAAGGACCCUGCUUAGUAAGAUGAAGGACUCUGACUCACCCCGUCACUCCACGGCGUCCAACAGUUCUACAUUCAGCAGUCCCCCCAGCCCGGCCUCACCCCACAAGACCAAGUCCCUCUCUCUGGAGAGCACAGACCGCAUGACCGGCUGGGACACAUGAGUGACAGACAGCACACCGCUGCAAUCCCUGACCCUCACUGGGCCCCCCCUCCCCUGGCUCCGCCUAUCCCCUGCCCACGGAACUGCACCUGCUGCCACAGGCCCCUCCCACUUACUUCACCUUUGACUGGAACUGAGAUCUACAAACAAACACAGGGAAAGGAAGUGUUUGACCAAGAAGGAAAUACUAGGAGAACAUAUGUUAAUGCGCGUGUGUGUGUGUGUGUGUGUGUGUGUGUGUGUGUGUGUGUGUGUGUGUGUGUGUGUGCGUGCGUGUGUGUGUGUGUGUAUGAGUGUGUGUGAAGUGUGUGUGUGCGUGCGUGCUUGCAAAUGUUUGUGUGGACGCCUGUGUGUGUGUUUUUUUGAAGGGGGCAUACUUAAUAGGAAUGAAAAUUGACACAUCCUUCCAUCUGCUUUGUAGCUGAUAGCUAGAAUAAGCGAAGCGCUAAGUUUAAUUGAAAGUACUUUUGAUUACAGCACUACUAGCCCCAUGUUGAGUAUCUCCCCAUGUAAUUGGCAACUCCUGUAAAGAGACAAACCUCAAGUAGCGACAAGAAGAAGAGGAUGAAUAUGGAACAAUAACAGAUCAUUUGAUACGUGUACAUAGCAGCCUUUGGGUUUGGGGGGGACCACCUUUUAUUUAUUAAUCAGAACAGGAUGUUUCACAGAGGAUGUUUCCUCUUUCUUUCAUUUGCUUUCUUCCGGAACGGUAGUUAAUAUCAGAAGAAAAGGGGGCAUUCCAUUGACAAUACAAGGCUCACAAAAAAAAGCAAUGAUGUUUAUUUUUAUUUUUCUCAUGAAAGUGAAAUAUGUGCAGUGACUUCAUUUGUUUGUACCAUCAGUGAAAAGCUACAGUAAAGCAGUGCAAAAAAUACAACUAUGAUGAGGGGUAUUUUAACUCUAGGUUGACCCCUGACCUCACGUGCUUCAUGUUCUAGAAUUCUUAGGGACAGCAGAGUUUAGAAGCAGACCGAACAUUCUAUGAUGACAUCACAGCUCCUUCUGCCACUUCCUUAUGACAUGGCCAUUGACCUCAUCCACUGAACUGGGACCAUUAUCUGUGUAGUGUAGACCUAGUACCGUAAGUACAGUAAUAGACCAAUCACCGACCAAUUACAAAAAGCUGAUUCCCAUCACAACAAUGUACAUAAGUUAAAAGUAGAGAAUAAUAUAUAAGGGAAAUACAAUAGAGAAAUACGUGAUGGGAGAAGAUCUGGGAUUCCUUAUUUUUUGAGAAUGAUUUGGGGUUAUAUUCACACGAAAGCCAUUUUAAACCACAGUUCUUUUUAUGAUUGCUUUUAGAUUUUUUUUUUACAAGUUAUUUUUAUUUCAUGUAUGAGACAAACCGUUGAGUGUUAUUUUGAUUUGGGUUUGAGGAAACUCUUAUGGGUCACAUGGACCCCUGCUGUUGAGUAAAUAUGUGCAUUUAUUUUAAGCUAGUAGUCAGAUGCAUUCACACUUAGACACACAGGUGUUUCCUCCUCCACUCUUUCCACUAUGAUCCACAGUUAGAUCAGUUGAGGGGGAUGUAUAUUUCCAAACUGAUAGUGAUUCCCUGUGGUACUGACCUGUGAACCUCAAAUAUGUUCCUUUGACUUCUAAGAGAGAUUUUGGAAAGCUUGUUAUAACCAAAAAAGAAUGACUUGAAUCUUGAGUCUUCAUUAUUUUUCAGAGAGCCUUGCUUAUUUUUCAGAAUGUUUCAAUAGAUUAGGGGAAAAAAGAGACGAUACAAUUGUAAAGAGAUGUUGAUUUGAAUUAACAGACACCGCUGGGCUAAAAUGGAGGUUUAAAAAUGUAAAAGAAUUCUAGGGUGACCAGGCCAACGCGUCAUUUCUGUUACGUUCUUACUAUCAACUGGUAAUCUGUGUAUUGCUGUCUGCUAAUGCAAUCACCUUCAUGUAGACCAAAACAGGGGUCCAUUACAUUUUAAUUUGGUCAACUGAAGUUCCAUUCUAAUUCUCCUCAAUGCCUCUCGGAGAUGGAAUUUCUGUUUACUUACCUGAAUUGAAAUGGAAUUGACCCCAAUCCUAAUGCACACCACAAUGGUGUCGAUCAUAUUUGUGUCGAACGGAAACAAUAAUUGACUUGAUAUUGUUUCUGAGCAUUGGUCAUGUGCUUAGAUCAACUGUCUCUUAUCUCUGAAGAGGAAGGGAGAGGGGACUCUUAUUCUGGAAAAUAAAUAUUUUCUAAUGAGGAACUGUUUCUAUGUUACAGACCAUUUAAUGAAUUACAAUUGUUACUUACUGCUGAAAUGGACCUUCUGUUUAGGAGGGUUGUGGUGUACCAAGUAGUAUACAUGGCAGGUUAUCUUUAGCUAUCCUAUUAAGUGUAGAAAAAGAUGACACACAAAUUCCUGCCAUUGGACUCCUAAAUCUUAACCCUAAACCACAAUUGUAUUCUGUUCCCUUGUCAAACACAGCCAUGUAUCUCUAGCCUGCUCAUGCCACGUGUUUUUGAAAACCAUUUUAUAUUGAGGUUGAAAAAUAAGAAUUUCUCUGGAAGAGUCAGUCUCGCUAAGCUGGUUUUACUCAACCGUCUCAACUUAUUCUCCUCUCUUAAGAUUUCCUUUUAAGCUACCAAGUCUCCCUAUUCAUAUCUGCUGGACCUUAUCUGUAGAAUGUAUUUGCUGAGAAAGAGGAAAUAUCUUAGUCUGAGUAUUUCAGACCAGGCUUUAAAUUGUACAUCCCACUUAUUAAAAAAAAAAAAACCUCAGGAAUGUCACGACCAAUGAUUAUUUUCAUCCUAACAAUUCAAAUGAGUGUGACAGAACAGUCUAUACUUGGGAAAUAAGAGCUCAAUUUAGUCGCAGUGUAGUUAGCUGUGACUAGGUGUAAGGGUCGAACAAUUCAGCGAAGUGUUUUGAAUCGAGGAUGAGAAGAGGGGUGAAAGGCAGUAGUUUGAGGCUGAGGUGCCACCAUGCUAACCAGAUUUGUUUUUAAGAAAACGCCUUUGCAUUUCAGUGAGGUCUUAAGUUCCUUCUAUAUUAUUUAGCUCUUUCAUAUCACAUUACACAUUUUUUUCUAGGAUAGCUUUGUAAUAAUUUGUACAGUUUCGCAUGUUAUAGAUGUAAUCAUUUUUUUGUUUUGGAUUAGUUUUUAAUUUUGACUUGUUCAUUUUAUUUGAACGGUUGGGGAGUUUUAUUGAGGAUACCCACUACAGGUGAUGUAGAUUCUUUUUGCACAGAAAUAUUUAAGGUGUAAGGUCAAACAAAUAAUGUAUGGAAACUGGCUCAUUAAGAGAGAGCUCAUUAUAUUAACCUGACUCCGAUGUAUUUCAAUAAAACGGAGGGCUGUUACAAAUACGGCUUCACUGA